Messenger RNA from Laetiporus sulphureus 93-53, 2109 nucleotides. Its product is annotated as cysteine proteinase. The record is from RefSeq and is a predicted model, not a curated record. NCBI's taxonomy places the organism in Eukaryota, Fungi, Basidiomycota, Agaricomycetes, Polyporales, Laetiporaceae. Gene Ontology annotation, molecular function: cysteine-type endopeptidase activity; cysteine-type deubiquitinase activity. The transcript is spliced from 5 exons. Gene Ontology annotation, cellular component: nucleus; cytosol. Bases 1 to 2109 code for a protein of 702 amino acids.
AUGCUUGCUACACCGCUCAUGCCGACGUCUGGCUUUUCUGAAGACGCGACGCAGUACCGCCCCGCGAAGGACCUGGAGGCGUUCAAGAGCCUGCUCCCGCCUCCCAUUGAGUUUGUUGAGGGAUCAUCUACGGGGGCGUUUGCAGCGGACGAGAGCAAGUACCAGCCUAUCAACGCGACGCCCAAGCCGGCGAAGGUCGAUGUAGGUGCAGAUCCUACGAGUAAGGAUCCCCAGCCAACUGUCUGCCAACAGACGCCCGAGACUAGGAAAGCUCCCAGUUCGCCCACAAAGUCGCCCAAAACUCUGCAAUCACAAACUCAGGCCGCUCCGAUCAAGGAGCUAUAUACGGGGACACUCAGCACUGCGUGGCCGAGUGGCUCAACCGUCGGAUCUGGCCUGCACAACACGGGCAACACUUGCUUCCUCAACAGCGCGCUGCAAUGCCUGCUACACACAACACCCCUCCUGAACGUCUUGUUAUCUCAUUCGGACACCGAUCGUUGUCGGGUGCCAAAAGGCACAUUCUGUAUGGCCUGUGGCCUCCGGCACGUCAUGCUGGAAGCCCAUCAGAACCACCAUGCAUUUGCUCCGUAUCCUAUUACGAUAAAAUUGCAAGUGAUCGCGAAGCACAUGCGGCGAGGCCGCCAGGAGGACGCGCACGAGUUUCUCCGCUACGCGAUUGACGCGCUGCAGAAGUCAUGUCUCGCAGGGCUCCCAACGAAAAUCGAUCACAAGCUAGCCGAGACAACGUGGGUGCACAAGAUCUUUGGUGGGCGGUUGCGGUCGAGAGUGACUUGCCUUGAGUGUGGGCACAACAGCGACACAUAUGACAGUGUUCUUGACCUGAGCGUUGAUAUUUAUGGUGUCAGUGGGGUGAAGGAGGCGCUGCGGAAGUUCACUGCUGUCGAUCACCUAAGAGGUGCCGACAAGUACAAAUGCGAGAAGUGCAAGAAGGCGGUCGCUGCGGACAAACAGUUUACGGUACAUGAAGCGCCACUGGUGCUCACGAUCCAUCUCAAGCGGUUCUCACCCAUGGGCCGCAAGAUCGCGCAUCAGAUCAACUACGACGAGCGGCUAUCAUUACAGCCCGUCAUGAGCGAGGGCGAGUACGGGCCAACAUACAAGCUGUACGGUGUCAUCUCGCACGCGGGUGGGGGUCCCAACUCGGGACACUACUAUGCGCACGUGAAGGGUGGCGACGGCCAGUGGUACGAGAUGAAUGACGAGUCGGUCAUGCGUCACUAUGGGGCACCAACGAGCAUGCGCAGCGCAUACAUCCUAUUCUACAUCCGCGAGAAGGGACAGGCGCUGGAAGCUGCUCUCAAUGCAGGGACGCGUGCUUCGUUGGCAUCGUCGUCGAAGCCCGGAGUGGUGGCUAACAUGAAGAAGCGGAAGGUCGUCGAGAGCGAUGAUGAAGACGACGGUGGCCGGCCGAAGCCCGAUGCGCCCUUCAUCGGCCCACGUUUGCCUUCACCAACUCCCGCACCUCAGACCCCAGUCGCAAGCGCGGAAGUCAAGUCCGCUGCUAACGACCCGCAAGCAGUGAUGCUGAAGAAGAAGAUCGCCGCCGCUGUCUCGCUAAGUCCGGGUAGUGCGCUUCAAAGUCUGGCUCAGUACGAUGACAGCGACGACGAUGACAUUGGAGAGAAAGUUGAAAUCGACGAAGUUAUCAGUGCAGCAGCUAAGCCUCCUUCAUCUCCAGCACCGCCGUCACCGUUGCCGUCGCCCCCAUCGCCAUUGCCACCAGCGAAGGAAGCUACUCCUUCGAAGAGCAUAUCUGCGCUAUCUGCUCCUAUCUCGGCGAGCAGCUUCUACGGGACCCCGAGCACGAACGACAAGAAGCGCAAGUUAUUCGACAGCGAGCGUGAUGACGAGGACACCCUCAGCCAGUGGGCUCGCACGCCCAUCUCCCCGAACGGCUCCAGACCGUCCAACUCUGCGCGGGGCCGCAGGUUUUCUGGCCCGGGCUCGAGGUUCGCGGAUGGGAUUAGCAGAGGGAUCAACCCGUACAGCAAGAUGAGGGGGGGCAACAACUUGCAGGAGUGUCGGGAGGUGAACUCUUAUGUACGUAAAAGAUACGGUAAGUCUUCUAGGAGGAUGGCCUUGUAA